CACCUCACAAACCUUGUUUCUCAGGAGUGAAGGCAGACAAUACAAAAAACAGAUGACACUUGAGAAGUCAGCCACACGACGCUGAAUGUGACCAUGACUCUCUUGUGACUGCAUCCAUACACGCUUGAAAACUAUCAUGUGGGGAAAGUGAGGGAUCAGCCGCACUUGUGCGUUCGCCACAUCUCUGUAUUUGUUCUCAAGAAGCAAGAAAAAGCAAUGGGGUCUCCGGAAAUAAACUCAACUGACUGUCUUCCUAUCGAUGAGUACAUUAAGUCUUAUUAUCUGCCAGUGAUGUACAGCGUCAUUUCUGUAGUCGGGCUCGUGGGAAACUUCCUGGUGAUCAUUGUUUACCUACUAAAACUCAGGCCUUGGAAGAGCAGCAGCAUUAUAAUGGUGAACCUGGCAGUAGCUGAUCUGCUGUAUGCGUUGAGUUUACCUGUGCUGGUCCAGUUUUACGUGACCAAAAACUGGACUCUGGGGGAGUUAAUGUGCCGUUUCAUCCGCUUCUGCUUCUACUACAACCUCUACGGCAGCGUCCUCUUCCUAACCUGCCUCAGCAUCUUCCGUUACGUGGCAGUGGUGCACCCUCUGAAGGCUGCUGAGAUCCGGAGGAAAAGAUGGGCCAUCUUGGCUUGUCUGGCAGUCUGGGCCAUUUCCUUGGUGGAGAUCGGCCCGAUGCUGGGGAUGAUUACUUUACAGCAGAAGGACAACAUGACUAAAUGCCUUGACUUCGCCAGUAAUGAUCCCCAGGUGGUGUGGUGGUACGGUUGGGUACUCACGGGGUUUGGAUACGUGUUGCCGCUGCUGGUGGUGUGCUGGAGCUACACUCACAUCGCAGGCUCUCUGGGCAGCAGCAUAUCCAGAAACAGGCCGAGUCGCUCCCGAGUUCGCACGCUGUCCGUUCUGAUCCUGCUGGUGUUUGUGCUGUGCUUCUUGCCGUACCAUAUCAUGCGUCUGCUGAGGGUGGACAGCCUGCGCAGGCCUGGCGUGUCAUGCAUACAGAGGAGAGGCAUC
This is a messenger RNA of Puntigrus tetrazona (Sumatra barb), 1014 nucleotides long. RefSeq names its product 2-oxoglutarate receptor 1-like. The transcript is spliced from 2 exons. Gene Ontology annotation, molecular function: G protein-coupled receptor activity. The record is from RefSeq and is a predicted model, not a curated record. Gene Ontology annotation, cellular component: plasma membrane. Lineage: Eukaryota; Metazoa; Chordata; Actinopteri; Cypriniformes; Cyprinidae. Gene Ontology annotation, biological process: G protein-coupled receptor signaling pathway. The annotation marks the transcript as partial.